Messenger RNA from Neopsephotus bourkii (Bourke's parrot), 2562 nucleotides. It is a transcript of the gene FGFR1, whose product is annotated as fibroblast growth factor receptor 1. Gene Ontology annotation, cellular component: membrane; signaling receptor complex. Gene Ontology annotation, molecular function: fibroblast growth factor receptor activity; ATP binding; fibroblast growth factor binding. The transcript has 17 exons. NCBI's taxonomy places the organism in Eukaryota, Metazoa, Chordata, Aves, Psittaciformes, Psittacidae. The coding region runs from base 67 to 2523 and encodes 818 amino acids. The record is from RefSeq and is a predicted model, not a curated record. Gene Ontology annotation, biological process: positive regulation of cell population proliferation; positive regulation of cell differentiation; protein phosphorylation.
AGCCCGGGGUCCCCAUGGAGUGGUUGUUGUGGAGCCCAGUCGCCGAGCAGUAGCCGCAGCAGUGGGAUGUUUACCUGGAGGUGCCUCAUCCUUUGGGCUGUGCUGGUCACAGCCGCGCUCUCAGCUGCCAGGCCGGCGCCGACCCUGCCCGAGCAAGCUCUGCCCAAAGCCAAAAUCGAAGUGGAAUCCUACUCCGCGCAUCCCGGCGACCUCCUCCAGCUGCGCUGCCAGCUGCGGGAUGACGUCCAGAGCAUCAACUGGGUGCGCGACGGCAUCCAGCUCAGCGAGAACAACCGGACCCGCAUCACCGGCGAGGAGGUAGAGGUCAGGGAUGCGGUGCCCGAGGACUCGGGGCUCUAUGCCUGCAUGACCAACAGCCCCUCGGGAAGCGACACCACCUUCUUCUCCGUCAAUGUCUCAGACGCGCUCCCCUCCGCGGAGGAUGAUGAUGAUGAAGAUGAUUCCUCUUCGGAGGAGAAGGAGGCGGAUAACACCAAGCCGAACCAGGCCAUUGCUCCCUAUUGGACCUACCCCGAGAAGAUGGAGAAGAAGCUCCACGCCGUCCCCGCUGCCAAGACGGUGAAGUUCAAGUGUCCAUCGAGCGGGACCCCAAACCCCACGCUGCGCUGGCUGAAGAACGGCAAAGAGUUCAAACCCGACCACCGCAUCGGCGGGUACAAGGUCCGCUACGCGACCUGGAGCAUCAUCAUGGACUCGGUGGUGCCGUCCGAUAAAGGCAACUACACGUGCAUUGUGGAGAACAAAUACGGGAGCAUCAACCACACGUACCAGCUGGAUGUCGUGGAGCGGUCCCCGCACCGGCCCAUCCUGCAGGCAGGGCUGCCUGCCAACAAGACAGUGGCCCUGGGCAGCAACGUGGAGUUUGUCUGCAAGGUCUACAGCGAUCCCCAGCCCCACAUCCAGUGGCUGAAGCACAUCGAGGUCAACGGCAGCAAGAUUGGUCCCGACAACCUGCCCUAUGUCCAGAUCCUGAAGACGGCUGGCGUUAACACGACAGACAAAGAAAUGGAAGUCCUUCACUUAAGGAAUGUCUCAUUUGAGGAUGCUGGGGAGUAUACAUGUUUGGCGGGUAAUUCUAUUGGGAUCUCCCAUCACUCUGCAUGGUUGACAGUUCUCGAAGCUAUUGAAGACACCCCGGCCAUGAUGACGUCCCCCCUGUACCUGGAGAUCAUCAUUUACUGCACCGGGGCCUUCCUCAUCUCCUGCAUGGUGGUGACCAUCAUCAUCUACAAGAUGAAGAGCACCACCAAGAAGACGGACUUCAACAGCCAGCUGGCCGUGCACAAGCUGGCCAAGAGCAUCCCUCUGCGCAGACAGGUCUCGGCCGACUCCAGCUCCUCCAUGAACUCGGGGGUGAUGCUGGUGCGGCCCUCGCGCCUCUCCUCCAGUGGUACCCCAAUGCUGGCCGGCGUCUCCGAGUACGAGCUCCCCGAGGACCCGCGCUGGGAGCUGCCGCGGGAUCGGCUCAUCCUGGGCAAGCCGCUGGGGGAAGGAUGCUUCGGGCAGGUGGUGCUGGCUGAAGCCAUUGGGCUCGACAAGGACAAACCAAACCGUGUGACCAAGGUGGCUGUGAAGAUGCUCAAGUCCGACGCCACAGAGAAGGACCUGUCCGACCUCAUCUCCGAGAUGGAGAUGAUGAAGAUGAUCGGCAAGCACAAGAACAUCAUCAACCUGCUGGGAGCCUGCACGCAGGAUGGACCCCUCUAUGUGAUCGUGGAGUACGCCAGCAAGGGCAACCUGCGGGAAUACCUGCAGGCGCGGCGGCCCCCGGGCAUGGAAUACUGCUACAACCCCACACGUGUCCCUGAGGAGCAGCUCUCCUUCAAGGACCUGGUCUCCUGCGCCUACCAAGUGGCCCGGGGCAUGGAGUACCUGGCCUCCAAGAAGUGCAUCCAUAGGGAUCUGGCGGCCAGGAACGUCCUGGUGACCGAGGACAACGUGAUGAAGAUCGCUGACUUCGGCCUGGCCCGUGACAUCCACCACAUCGAUUACUACAAGAAGACCACCAAUGGUCGCCUGCCAGUGAAGUGGAUGGCCCCAGAGGCUCUCUUUGACCGAAUAUACACGCACCAGAGCGAUGUGUGGUCCUUUGGUGUGCUGCUGUGGGAGAUCUUCACCCUGGGGGGCUCGCCCUACCCUGGUGUGCCCGUGGAGGAGCUCUUCAAGCUGCUGAAGGAAGGGCACAGGAUGGACAAGCCCAGCAACUGCACCAAUGAGCUGUACAUGAUGAUGCGGGAUUGCUGGCACGCUGUCCCAUCGCAGAGACCCACCUUCAAGCAGUUGGUGGAAGACCUGGACAGGAUCGUGGCCAUGACCUCCAACCAGGAGUACCUGGACCUCUCCAUGCCGCUGGAUCAGUAUUCCCCCGGCUUCCCGGACACCCGCAGCUCCACGUGCUCCUCGGGAGAGGACUCGGUGUUCUCCCACGACCCUCUUCCAGAUGAGCCGUGCCUUCCCAAAUUCCCACCUCAGCACACCAACGGGGGACUGAAGCGACACUGAGGGGUGGCAUCCCCAUAGGGACCGGAGCAGAACGGAGGG